Molecule: messenger RNA, 1528 nt
Organism: Olea europaea var. sylvestris
Lineage: Eukaryota; Viridiplantae; Streptophyta; Magnoliopsida; Lamiales; Oleaceae
Product: SUN domain-containing protein 5-like
Exons: 2
Coding region: 790-1176 (128 amino acids)
Biological process (GO): protein folding in endoplasmic reticulum
Cellular component (GO): cytoplasm; membrane
Source: RefSeq, a predicted model, not a curated record
AAUAAAAUAAAAUAAAAUAAAGGACCAGUAGAUUUUGGUCUGUUGUUUUCUUGUUCUAUACUAAAUUUGGCCUCACCUGCGGCAACGAAGGAGGUUUGAAUAUCUAUAACUGGAGCAAUACUAACUCUAGUGUCUGCGCUGAGAAGUUAUUAUUCAACUGUGCUGUUCCUAUUACAGAAAUUGCAAAUAGCACUCGAACCCGUGGGGCUUUCUUGGAGCUGAAUGUGUCUUUGAUGAUUAAUGAUUCCACUUCCUAUGAUAAUUAUCCUGGAAUACUCACUACGGGAAACAAGUGGAUUAGUGGAAGUAUCAUCAUUUGUGUUAGGUUAUGAUUCUUUUGUUUGUCAAGUACCACCACAAGAAGAUUAUAGGAAACAGAAGAACACCAACAAAACGGGAGAAUUCCAUUAAGUUAUCCUAUUCUAGACAAGUUCAAGUAUAUUUCAAGCCAAGAGAGGUGCGAGUAAUCCAAGUCAGCUAGUAAAUAUCAUGCGCAGGCUUGAGUCUGAUGGAACACCUUAUAACUAUGCCUCAGCGUUCAAGGGUGCAAAAGUGGUGGCUCAUAACAAGGAAGCGAAGGGAGCAAGCAAUGUACUGGAAAGGAUCAUGAUAAGUAUCUCAGAAAACCAGUGUUUGGUUGGUGGGGAGUUCUUUAUAAUUGAGCUUGCAGAUUAAACUUUGGUCGAUGCUGUCAAAAUUGCGAUUUUUGAGCAUUAUUCAUCUAAUUUUAAAGAUUUUGAGUUAUCCUGGAGUUUGGUGUAUCCAACUGAGACAUGGAAUUCCCUGGGGAUGUUUGUUGCUGCAAAUGUCAAGCAUGCUCAAUGCUUUAAGCUGCCUGAACCAAAAUUGGUUAGAUAUUUGGACGUGGAUUUACCCAGUCAUUAUGGUUCAGAAUUUUACUGUACAUUAAGUGUUGUAGAGGUGAAUGGAGUUGAUGCAAUUGAACAUAUGCUUGAGUAUCUUAUUGUUAUUUCUGGUUCUGGGGAGUCUUCUACCGUCCCCAUGCCUGUGACACUGCCAGAACCAGGCUCCAGCAAGUGUGAAGCAGAUGAUGUUUCUCGUAACGUGAGUGUGAGUGACGCUGCCAAUAGGGGAAUAGAAAAUGCUACGAAAGGACAAAAGCUUAAUGCAGAUCCAAAGAAACCGACCACUAGCAGCAUCCUUGGUAAAGGGUAGGCAACAACCCAAUGGCAGAUUGCAUGCGGAUGCUGCUCUAAAAUAUUGUUGCAGAGGGUCAGAUCGCUUGAGUUGAACUUUUCAGUGCUUGAGGAGUACAUCAUGGAACUUAACAGAAGGCAGGGGGUUGUUUUUCCCAAGCUUGACAAAGAGGUAGUGACAUUUACAUCUCUUCUGGAGUUUCAAAUUGGAGAUCAAGAAUCUCAUGGAAUGUAAAGAAAUAGUGAUGCGUACGACCUUUUAAUUAGCUACACGAGAAAUUUUUGUAGGUUUUGUUUUUAACUCAUUCGCGUUAUAUUUCUUUCAUUAAUGAAAAAAUGCUGACCCUGAAACCUGGAAAGCUUUCAUUUCA